Messenger RNA from Platichthys flesus (European flounder), 3529 nucleotides. Its product is annotated as lysyl oxidase homolog 4-like. Gene Ontology annotation, biological process: peptidyl-lysine oxidation. Gene Ontology annotation, cellular component: membrane. The record is from RefSeq and is a predicted model, not a curated record. The coding region runs from base 128 to 2782 and encodes 884 amino acids. The transcript has 15 exons. NCBI's taxonomy places the organism in Eukaryota, Metazoa, Chordata, Actinopteri, Pleuronectiformes, Pleuronectidae. Gene Ontology annotation, molecular function: protein-lysine 6-oxidase activity; copper ion binding.
GAAAAAGACAGAGGGAGGGAAAAGAGGAGAAUAGAGAGAGAGCAGGACCAAACUCGCUGCCUUCUUUCCCCCCAGUGCUCUCUCCCUCCUUUCUCUCAGUGACUCCAAGCUGAGACCAACAGAUAGGAUGCUGUGCCUCGGGGGCCUGUCCUCUCUCCUCCUGCUUCUCCUCUGCCCCGCUCCACUGUUGGCCCAGGAGGAGCUCAUACGCCUCGCAGGCGUGAGCCGCCGCAGUGCAAAUGAGGGACGUGUGGAGGUGUUCUAUAAUGGAGCGUGGGGGACGGUGUGCGACGACGAGGUGGAUCUCAAUCUGGCCAAUGUGGUGUGCCGACAGCUGGGUUUCCAGAGAAGCCUUACCUGGGCACACAGUGCCAAGUUUGGUGAAGGACAAGGUCUGAUCUGGUUGGACAAUGUGCGCUGCCAGGGCAAUGAGCUCUCUAUUGCAGAAUGUCGUUCUAAUGGCUGGGGGAUCAAUGACUGCACCCACUCUGAGGACCUGGGGGUCAUCUGCAGUCCAGAAAGAAGACCGGGCUUCUCCCCUGCCUCUUUGGACGAGGCCGCUCCAUCAUCCAGGCACCAGCCAAACCAACCAAGACAGAGAAACCCACCACAGUCUCCAGCGGAAGAACAGAUCUCUUACUCAAGAGGCCAUGAGAUUGCCCUCCAUCGCAACCCAACUUCUUCCCGUCGCAGCAACAUCUCGCCACAGGAGAACGGCCACGAGAUCCAGAUCUUGCGACGGAAUCGAGCCGGGUCCAGAGUGAGCCAGCAGGUGAACCCACAAGGGCACCAGCUGCCCUCACGUCUGGCAAACGGGGGCUCCUACAGGCAGAGGCAGGAGACGUCGAGGACCAGCCAGCAAGCAGGGAGACGGGAGGCGGGGGGGCAGCUGAACCGGCAGCCUCAUUCCCAGCUCAAUGGGAACCAUGUUGAACCAGACCCUGUUUACCCAGAGCCUGAUGGACAUAACACACAGGGAUCUUCGAGGGUUCAUUUAGAGGAAGCCCGUCUACGGCCGGUGCUGUCCAGCAACCGUGGCGGUCUGGUGACGGAAGGAGUGCUGGAAGUGAAGAAUGCUGGGAGGUGGCGUCAUGUGUGUAACCAUGGAUGGGACCUGAGCAGCAGCCGUGUCGUCUGUGGCAUGUUAGGAUUCCCUGCUGCAGAAGCGUUUGACCAAGUCAGCUACAGGAAACUGUGGGACUCUAAGAUAGCCGACCCGUCCUCCAGGUUGCGGGCACAGAUUGGUAAAAAGGGCUAUUGGGUGGAGAAGGUGCAGUGUCAGGGUGUGGAGAUGUCUCUGUCUCAGUGCCAGGCGCAGCUGUCCCUCCCCAGGAAUGAUGUCCCGUGCAACAGGGGCAUGCAUGCAGUGGUCCGCUGCACCCCCGGGUACCAGUUUGCACGCUUUGGAAGAGCGCCUGCAUCCCCUGCCGUGCCGCCUGUUGUGCGCCUGAAGGCGGGGCCCCGUCUUGGAGAGGGCCGUGUCGAGGUGCUGAUAGAGGGCAAGUGGGGCACCAUGUGUGACCACCUGUGGGACAUGCCUGCAGCCAGCGUGGUCUGUAGAGAGCUGGGCUUCGGGACAGCCAGAGAGGCCCUCACUAAGGCUCAGCUGGGACAAGGCACCGGUCCCAUCCACAUGAACAGCGUCCAGUGCACGGGCAGGGAGAGGUCGAUCACAGAGUGCACCUACAGACAGGUGCCCCUCUACAGCUGCAAACACAACCAGGAUGUAGCAAUCCGCUGCAACGUGCCCAACACUGGCCUGCAGACCACGGUGCGCCUGGCGGGCGGCAGAGAGCCAGCGGAGGGCCGCGUGGAGGUGCUGAUGGAGAUCGGAGGAGUGAAGCGCUGGGGCUCCGUCUGCAGCGAGAACUGGGGCAUCAACGAGGCCAUGGUGGUGUGUCGACAGCUCGGCUUGGGCUUCGCCUCAAGAGCUCAUCAGGAAACCUGGUAUUGGCCUGGUUCCUCAGAUGCCGGGGAGGUGGUGCUGAGUGGGACUCACUGCACCGGCAAUGAGAUGUCUGUCCAGCAGUGUCGCAGAAACACAAACGUCUACUGUCCCAGAGGAGGAGAAGGCAAAGCGGCAGGAGUGACCUGUGUCGAGACUGCACCCGACCUUGUCCUGGACGCUCAGCUCGUCCAAGAGACGGCCUACCUGGAGGAUCGACCCCUGCACCUGCUGACCUGCGCCAAUGAGGAGAACUGCCUGUCCACCUCCGCCGCCAGGAUGAACUGGCCCUACGGACACCGCCGCCUGCUGCGCUUCUCCUCCCGCAUCAUGAACACGGGUUGCGCCGACUUCCGACCCCGAGCCACCAGAGAAAGCUGGGUUUGGCACCAGUGCCACAGGCACUACCACAGCAUUGAGGUGUUCACCCACUACGAUCUGCUCACCCUCAACGGGACCAAGGUGGCUGAAGGUCACAAAGCCAGCUUCUGUCUGGAGGACACCUACUGCCCCGAAGGUCUCCAUAAACGUUUUGCCUGCUACAACAUGGGAGAGCAGGGUAUCUCAGUUGGCUGCUGGGACACAUACCGCCACGACAUCGACUGCCAGUGGGUGGACAUCACAGACGUACGACCCGGAGAAUACAUCUUCCAGGUGAAGGUCAACCCUUCCUUAGACAUGGCUGAGUCGGACUUCCAGAACAACGUGAUGCGCUGCCGCUGCAAGUACGACGGCGCCCGAGUCUACAUGUCCGGAUGCCACGCAGCUGAUGCGUACAGCGCAGAGGUGGAGGACUUGUUCGACCACCAACCGCACAUCUCCAACAACCUUCUGUGAAUGGAGGAACACGCAGACAUAAGGACAGAACAACUGUACAACUCCUCACAACACCUCAACAUGUCAGGGGAGGGAGGUUUUCAAUGACAAUGACAUGCCAGUAAAAAGAGAGAGAUGAGGCUCAGUGGGAGGAGGAGGGGAAACUGGGAUUAUAUGGGAGGUAAUUCAUGCAACAGAUGAUUAGUUCGGAUCCUGUGACGGAAGAAGGAGACAUGUAGAAAGAGACGGCCGUCGCAAGCAUCAUGCCACCAUGAUAAAACAUCGAGUAAUACAUGAUUUUAUAAAAACCUGUUAACAAAUUCCAUUCCCUUGAUCGAAACAUAACACAGUGAACAAAGUGAUGACAUGAAGGCACACCAGUACAACACCAGUGCACCGCCGGGCUGUUAUGAUAUCAACACAGAUCACCCACUGUUGACAAAGCUCGUCGGGCCUCCUGUGCUUUCACCGUUUGCAGUUUUUGUUUUUUAAUGGGAUUUUUUUAUUUCACGGUGCUAUUUUGCCUCUUUUUAAUAAAUUUUGUAAUGUAUUGCAAAUGUAUUGUCAUGUACAGUUUUAUAUUACCUCUCUUGAAUAUUGCUUUCUAAUUUAUGCAGAAUUUUAAUGUACUUUUGAGUUUAAACUUGUCCCUGUGUGGCUGUGUUAUUUUGUUUUAUUAUUGUUGCUUUUUAUUAUGAGUAAUACUUUUAAUUCUGUUUUUCCUUAACUUGUGGGGAACAUCAGCCGAGAUCUGGUUGUACCACGGCA